AAAAUGGCGACGUCCAGUGAUAACUUCGAGUUUCUGUUUACAGUGGUUGCUAAUGAUAGCAUCCCUGUUUCAAAAUAUCGAUCGAAAGAAACUGGCAUUUCUAUUUUCAUAGCUCAGGUUGAAGGACCUCUUGUCAAUGGUUAUUUCUGUUUAGUGACACAAGCCCAUGAUGACGACGGCCUCCCUCACACCCUGGAGCACCACAUCUUUAUGGGCAGCGAGCAGUACCCAUACAAGGGCGUUCUGGACCUCCUGGCCAACAGGUGCCUGGCCUCAGGAACCAACGCCUGGACAGACACUGACCACACUUGUUAUACCAUGACAAACGCCGGAUCGGAGGGGUUCCUCAAACUGCUGCCCGUCUAUAUAGACCAUGUCCUUUAUCCAACACUCAAGGAAUCUGGGUACAUCACCGAAGUCCACCACGUUAAUGACGAGGGGGAGGAUGCAGGCGUGGUAUAUUGUGAGAUGCAGGCACGGGAGAACACGGGGGAGAGUCUCACUCAUCUAGCUAUGUUGAGGGGGAUGUACCCCGGUCACUGUGGCUACAAGUCCGAGACUGGUGGCAUGCUACUGAACCUCCGGGAGAGCACAUCUUACCCCAAGGUGUGCAGCUACCACAAGGAGUUCUAUCGGCCAGAGAAUCUGUGUCUGAUCAUCACAGGGCAGGUCACACCGGACAAGAUCUUUGCUGCCCUCAAGCCAGUGGAGGAUAGAAUCGUAGCAAAGGGAUCCAGGCCAGCUUUCACCAGACCAUGGCAGAGUGAAGUCCCAAGUCUAGACUCAACAGUACACAGAAACAUACCAUAUCCUUCUGAUGAGGAGAAACAUGGUAUGGUGAGGGUUGCAUGGAGAGGACCCAAGGCCAAGGAGCAGUACAAGAUGAUGAGUAUCGGCGUACUGCUCAACUACCUGUGUGACUCGGCCAUUUCUCCACUACAGAGGGAGUUUGUAGAGAUACCAGACCCUUACUGCAGCAAGAUAUCAGACUCCAUGAUAGAGAACCGAGAGAGCUGUAUCUACCUGAUGUUCCAAAACGUGCCUGUCGACAAGCUGGAACACAUUGAUGGAAAGUUGAAGGACGUGCUGCGGAAGCUGGGAUCAGGAGAGGAAAAGAUUGAUAUGAAGAGACUGCAGAGUCUCGUCCACAGGAGUGUGUUGGAGUCUCUCAAUAACGUGGAGGAUCAGCCCCACGACACGAUGGCGUUCAUCCUCAUCGGGGACUUCCUGUAUGGAGACAACAAGGAUGAUCUGGACAUACGAGUCAACUCCAUCAACAACUACAAGAAGAUGAAGGACGAGACGGAGGACUUCUGGGUAGAACUGCUCAACACCUACUUUGUGGACAAACCCACAGUCACAGUGGUGGGUACGCCCAGCAAGUCCCUGAUGGAAGACAUGGGGAAGACGGAGAAGGAGAGAGUGGCUGCCCAGAGGAAGAAGCUGGGAGAAGAUGGCUUGUCUAAUCUGGCGAAGCUAUUGGAGAAGGCCACGAAGGAAAAUGAGAUUGAACCUCCUGAGGAUCUGUUGACGAGUGUAACUGUUCCCGAUGUUGGCAGUAUACAGUUCCAUCCCCUAAUUCCUGCUGCAAACCUCAGUAAGGAGGCAGCAAACAAGAUUCCUGAGUUUCCAUUGGCUGAAAUUCCGUUUACGUUCCAGCUUGAUCACAUUCACACAAAUUUUGUCCAGAUUGUAGCCUUACUGGAUUCAAGCAACCUACCGCAGAAACUCAAGUAUUACCUCCCUUUGUUCUGUGAAGUCCUGUUGGAGAGCCCAAUCCUGCGAGAUGGAAAGCUGGUGUCCCAUGAGGAGGUGAUUGCCCAGCUAGAGGCCGACACGUUGUCCUCCAGUGUGGGUCUCGGUGUACGAGGUGGCAACUUCUCCUGUGGCUCGUUUCCUCAGGUGGCAAGUGUAGAGUUGAAGGUGGAGGAAGACAAGUACACCCAGGGAGUUACAUGGCUGAAGGAGCUGCUCUACCAGACUCAGUUUACAGCUGACAGACUGAAGAUCAUCGUAAACAGGAUGACCAAUGAUAUAGCAGCUUACAAGCGCAGUGGCUUCCGAGUAGUACGAACUGUCAUCAACGAAGUUCUCUACAAGAAGAAUUGCAACAGUGUGGUGGCCAGCAUCAUCCGCCAGCAGAACUUCCUCACACAGCUCUCCAAGACCCUGGAGACAGACCCCAACAAGGUUCUCGAGGACAUCGAGAGUCUACGUAAACUCCUCACUAUGCCCAGCAACAUCCGUAUCCACAUGUCAGCUGAUGUCAAGAAGUUGGCCAAACAGGAACCGCUGUUGCCAUGGAAACAGUUUCUUGACAGCAAGGAUUGUGGAGAUAGCAACAGCUGUGUGGAGAGGACAAGUACCUACAUCCAGACUUUUGAGGAGAGUCACAAGAAGUGUCUGCUGGUUGGGGUUGGAUCUGUCGAGUCAGCGUUCUUCAUCCAGGUGGUGCCGUGUGUAUCAGACUUCCACCAUGCCGACCUGCCAGCCAUCAUGGUGUUUAUACAGUACAUGACGCAGCUGGAGGGACCCAUGUGGAGGCAGAUCCGGGGCCUUGGACUCGCCUACUCCUACAGCAUGUACAUCAAGCCGGAAACAGGGCUGCUGUACUUUGUGUUGUCCAAGUCCACGCACGUCGUCAACGCCUACAAGGAGGGUCGGGACAUUGUGAUGGGCUACAUCAAUGGCAGCAAUGAGCUGUCAGAGGUGGACCUUGAGUCAGCUCGGAGCAGCCUCAUCUUCGAGAUCAUCGAGCAGGAGAAGACAGUGUCGGACGUGUGUAUGGAGUCCAUGCUGUCCUACUUCAGACAGGUUGACCAUGAGUACAACAAAUCUAUGUUGGAGAAGGUUUCCAAGGUAACCAUUGCUGACCUCAAGCGAGUGGGGUCACAGUACAUCGCCAGUCUGUUUGACCCGAAGAAGUUCCGCUGUGCAGUCUGCGUCAACCCUUCAAAGGUGGAUGAGGUUGUCAAAGAAUUUAAAGAGGUGUCUGUGCACUUAACAGUGCUGCCAUCUCUAGAAGACAACUUCCUCUGUGAAUAUGAAGUCUGAGCAUGCUCCAAGUUGCAUUAUGGGAAUUUGUGUCCUUGACAUUCAAGAUCUGUGGAGAGAUUGUCUUUCAUGUAAAUAAGUAUCAUGUGCAUUGGAAAAUGCCGAGUGGAAUACUGUUGAACUAUCAUCCACAGUCCUUGGCUUGCAUAUCACUGAAGGUUACUCGUUUCUUAUGAUACAGAAAUUUCUUGACAGUCAAGCAGAAUUAUUCCCCAUUGUUGAAGGACUCGAACAUGUAAGGCAGAAGGACAAACCCAGAUAACCAAUGAUGGGACUUCCCUUCGUGAUAUCCAUCACACAUGAUGGCAGAUUGUGUUGUUUUUUAAGCAGUGUUGACAGUAUGUCUCACUGUGAGAGAAAUUUAAGUAUAGUCCAGUUGUUGAAUAAGCUGAAAUCAAACAAGUUUAAUCAAAGAAGUGUUACUUGUUUAAUCCCCAAAUUAUGAUUGUCCAGCUGACAAUAUUGUUUAGGUAUAAUGUGUAGCUAGACGUUGUAUAUGUGGGGUAUACAGCUAACAUGUAAAACAUAUUUUCCCUGUGUCAUGUUAUAACCCACUGGAAUAACUAAGAAGUAGAGGAGUUUAAGAUAUGGUAAACAUUAUACCUGCUGUUGGUCUCAAUGCCUUGACUGAACAUGCAGUCAUUGACUGAUUUUUAGGUGAUGUCAGCAGUUUUCAGGAGUUCCUAUUAGUGAUACAAGAUGCAAUAAAGAAUGCAAAGAUAUGAUCAAGCACUGUAGUCCUCCACGUGCUGUUUUUGUCAAACACCCUCAACUGUUAUGCAAUUAAACAUGUUUAUAUAUUUCA
This is a messenger RNA of Haliotis rubra (blacklip abalone), 3859 nucleotides long. RefSeq lists its product as uncharacterized. Lineage: Eukaryota; Metazoa; Mollusca; Gastropoda; Lepetellida; Haliotidae. The record is from RefSeq and is a predicted model, not a curated record. The transcript has 24 exons. Bases 4 to 3054 code for a protein of 1016 amino acids. Gene Ontology annotation, molecular function: metal ion binding. Gene Ontology annotation, biological process: proteolysis.